This is a messenger RNA of Notolabrus celidotus (New Zealand spotty), 2761 nucleotides long. Its product is annotated as Rieske domain-containing protein. The record is from RefSeq and is a predicted model, not a curated record. The transcript is spliced from 4 exons. NCBI's taxonomy places the organism in Eukaryota, Metazoa, Chordata, Actinopteri, Labriformes, Labridae. Gene Ontology annotation, molecular function: 2 iron, 2 sulfur cluster binding. Bases 310 to 855 code for a protein of 181 amino acids.
GGACAACAUUGGAGGUGACACACAACAUUGGCUCUUCCUAAAACCUUUUUUGAAACUGCUGACUCUCUUGACACGCUGACGCCGUUUUGUGUACAUUUUUCAUUGUGAUACUAGUCCAGAUAAAUAUAGAUAUUUAUACAUUCAGUCUCACGUUUCUCCUCAAACACGCAGCCUGAUUUCAUCCAUCAGCCACCAGUUGUUAGGCUGCAAGGUCCAUUCAUUCUACAGAACUCGAUGGACUCUUCACUGUCAGAGAUGUAAACUGGGGAUCGAAAAGUACAUCCAGACAUCCCUUAAGAGGAGGUCAAAAUGUCUUCUGAGGAGGAUACUACUUCAUCCUCUUCUUCCCCACCUCCCUCAUCUUCCUCACCUCCCCCUGCCCUUCACUACAUUGGGAGGAAGGAGGACAUUGUGAAAGCAGGGCGUGUGACCAAGCUGGUGAACGGAUGCAGAGAUAUUCUGGUCCUGUACCACCAGGGACAGCUUCAUGCAAUGGACAUGCAUUGCUACCGUAAGCACAGUGUCUAUGAUUCAGGUGGCGCACUUCAGAAUGGAGACAUUGAGGAGUUUAAUGGAUUGCUGUGCAUCGUGUGUCCAUGGCACAAGUAUAAGAUCACACUGGCAGAAGGUGAAGGACUUUAUCAGGCUGUGGACGAUCCUACAGCAAGACCCCUGAGAACACACUGGCGCUCCAAGGGUGUCAAACAGAGAAUUCACAAGGUCACUGAGGUCAACGGAGAUGUGUUUGUAACACUAAAUGAAAGCAGCAAGGCCAUCGAGUCAGAUGUCUACCAAACUGAGAAAUACAGGUCUUUGUUCCCAAAGGCCCGUCAUAAACCCGAGCCCAGGAAAUAGACUAACACUCAGGGAUUGAUCAACCAAGAACACUGAAAUUCUUCAGGGAAGUUUUGGGGAGGUAUGUUUACAGCAUAUCACCAGUCCAUUGGAUAUGUUUUACACAACUGUUAUUGUAAUAAAUAUAGCUGGAAUCAAUUUACCAUAAUCUCAUAGUUUUAUAUCCAUAAAAACUAUUGAGGAACUAUGUACAAGUGAUUGCGGUGUAAGAUGGGUAAAGGACUAAACAGAAGUUACAGAAUGAUUUUUGCUUCAACUGGAAACCAAGAGUUUUGUUCUGUUUACAUGUUGGAUCAUUUGUUCUUGCUCUGAUGGCAUUUAUGAAGAUUAUUACAGCUUAUUCAAAAUAAACUAAAAAUACUAUCCAACAUUGGGGUUUCUAACCACCAUUUUUCAUUAGGAAUAUUAUUAUGAUGUCAAUGUCAUUUAUCAUUAUUCACAGCUAUUUUUUUUCACCACUUCAGUCUAAUAUGAAUCAUAGGGCUCUGAUCAGAUUGUUUUGCACCUUUCUGAAAAUAUUUGCAUAUACAAUAAAGGAGUUGAAGUUCAGAUACCUCUGUUUUGUUCUGUAAAAUUAUGCAAUGGAGGUCUCAUUAGAGUAACUGGUUGAUUAUUAACGUGAUUUAUUAUAAAAAAAAGUAUUGCUCCAUUUAUCACCUGCAGAAAGGGUAUCCUCAAUGAUAAUUGUAAUUAUCAUUGAUGUUAUUUAUUAAGCACAAAUCAAUCCAAUUUUGUAGUUUAUGUGUUUUUUGGGGGGGGGGGUUUUGCUGGAUUUUGUUUGAGUCAUUUAUAAAUUUUCUAAAUAUAGACUUUGGUUUGAAAAGCCAUUUCAUAGCUGGUAUCAGCAAGCACUUAUAAAUGGUUUCAAGCUGUAUUUUUAAUUGUAUUUAAUAUUAAUUUCAAACAUUGCAUAAUCCAAACAAUCGAUCAGGAAAUAACUGUCAGAUUACUGAAAUGGAAAAACAACCAUAAAUUAUAGCCUUGCCCAAAAUGUGUAUAUGAUGGCAUUUGGUGUACGAUUACAUCAUUUAUAAGUACAGUCACUUACCUUUUAAUGAACUUAUUAACUCACACUGGUUUGAACUGUGACAGAAAUAAAUAGUUUCACAAUUCUUGACCAACUGUUGACAUGAUAAAGUUGUAAGUUGUCCAAACACCACUAACAAGAGCAACCAUGACAAUAAAAUGACAGGUAUUGUACUUCACUUGAGUGCUUCCAUUUUGUUACUCUGCUUAAAUUGCCCAGAUUUCGAGAUUUCCGAAGACUAGAUUUUACUACACUACAUUUGAUGAAAUCCAUAGUUACUACCGACUUUGCUGAUCUAAAUCUAGAAUCUAAAACCAUUUCAGUAGAAAAACACAUGCUUUUAGUGAGUUUAUGAAGAAUAAACUAGUAAGGAUUAGCUCUGUUACAACCAACCACAAUAGUAUUAAAUGUCAUCAAAUGUAGUGUUUUAAAAUCUAGUCUUCUGAAAUCUCGAAAUCUGGGCAAUUUAAACAGAGUAACAAAAUGGAAGCUCUCAAGUUAAGUAUAAUACCUGUCAUCUAAUUGUCAUGGCUUCUCUUGGUAGUUUUUAUGCAAGAGCCAUUACUGCUCUCAACACUGUUUGAGCAUUUCUUUUAAUAGUGACUUUGUGCAAUAUAGUCAAGUGCAAUACACAAGUGCAAUGAUAACAUAAACUGUGCAAUAAUAAGACUGGGAAAAAAUUUACUCGCAAGUGUGAACUUUGCUGCUCCGUGAUUGAUUAGUAUGUUGUGUGUGUAUGACAGUGUUUUUUUUUUAUUCCUGUAUUUAUUACUUUUUGUACAUUGAUUGUUUGUAUCUCUUUUAAAUGGUACCAAAUGAGGACUGCACCUUUCAAUUGUGUUGUACUUGUUGCAAUGACAAUAAAGGCGUUCUAUUCUA